Messenger RNA from Monopterus albus (swamp eel), 2032 nucleotides. It is a transcript of the gene gdap1l1, whose product is annotated as ganglioside induced differentiation associated protein 1-like 1. The record is from RefSeq and is a predicted model, not a curated record. The coding region runs from base 105 to 1205 and encodes 366 amino acids. The transcript has 6 exons. Lineage: Eukaryota; Metazoa; Chordata; Actinopteri; Synbranchiformes; Synbranchidae.
ACAGAAGAUGCUCAGCUCGAGUUGAAGUCCUCCUCACCCCCACCCCCUGUGUUCUCCCUCCUCCCUAUUCGCUCCUCUCGUCCACACGCACAAAACGCUCUGUCAUGGCGUCUUCCAACAAUGUUACCCCCACUAACUGUAGUUGGUGGCCCAUCUCGGCCAUGGAUGGAGACGGCAAGAUCACAGACGGGGAGGAGAGCGAAGAACCGACGGCAGAGCCCAAACCCUUCAACAAAGACCGGCUCGUUUUGUACCACUGGACGCAGUCUUUCACGUCCCAAAAGGUACGUCUAGUCAUCAACGAGAAGGGGCUGGUGUGUGAUGAGAGGGAUGUGAGCUUGCCGCUACAGGAGCACAAGGAGCCCUGGUUCAUGAGGCUGAACCUGGGAGAGGAGGUCCCCGUCUUCCUCCACGGGGACACCAUCAUCAGUGACUACAACCAGAUUAUAGAUUACCUGGAGAAAAACUUUGUGGGAGACACAGUGGCUCAGCUGAUUCCUGAUGCAGACUCACCGCUCCACGAUCGUGUGCAGCAGUACCGUCAGCUGCUGGAUGGUCUGCCCAUGGACGCUUACACACACGGCUGCAUCCUCCACCCAGAGCUCACCACUGACUCUAUGAUCCCAAAGUACGCCACCGCAGAAAUACGUAGACACCUGGCCAAUGCUGCAACAGAGCUGAUGAGGUUGGACCAUGAGGAGCCACAGCUGACAGAACCGUACCUGUCCAAGCAGAAGAAGCUCAUGGCAAAAAUCUUAGACCACGAUAAUGUGAAUUACCUGAAGAAAGUUCUAGGGGAGUUAGCCAUGGUUUUAGAUCAAGUGGAGGCUGAACUGGAGAAAAGGAAACUAGAGUAUCAAGAUCAAAAGUGCGAGUUGUGGCUAUGUGGACCUGAAUUUACACUAGCUGAUAUCUGCCUCGGAGCCUUGUUGCACAGGCUCAAGUUCUUGGGACUUUCUAAGAAAUACUGGGAGGACGGCAGCCGACCCAACCUGCAGUCCUUUUACGUGCGUGUACACAAACGCUACGCUUUCCGCAAGGUCUUGGGUGACAUCCACACGACCCUCCUGUCUGCAGUCCUACCCAAUGCCUUUCGGAUGGUAAAAAAGAAGCCGCCAUCUUUCUUCGGGGCGUCUUUUCUCAUGGGCUCGCUGGGAGGGAUGGGCUACUUUGCUUACUGGUAUUUAAAAAAGAAAUACAUGUAGUGAAUGCCCUCUUGUUGUGUUAAAUGUCUGUGUAUUUGUGAGAUGAUUCAACUUUUCUGUAAUGUUUUAUGGCUGCAGGAAAACACAGUGAAUCUAUAUAGAGAACAGUAUAACUGGGUGAACAAAGAAAUAUUAAAACAUUCCAUUAUAUGAAAUUCUUGACAGCACAUUUUCUGGUAAUCAAGGUCUUCACUGAGUUUUAUUUCUGGAAACCUGCUUCUUUUGUAUAUCUUUAAACCUUUGUUGGAGGCAUGCAACAGGUCCACCUGCAGUAAACUGGAACCAGAAGUAAAAAUGUUAAACACAGUAACACCAACAGGGGUUAACUGACCUUUGCGUGCCACUAUUAUAGUAAUUUUCCAUACCUGCUUUUUACUUCUCCAUCUCCUUGAUGUUUAACCAGUAAAACUGCAGGAAAAUGUAUGUGACAGAUACUUUCUGAUAAGUCCUGUGCUGCCAGAAUUUACCAGAUGAAAUAGUGAAAAUUUGGAGGCAAACUAUAAAGUGGGUAAUUCACUUACUCACUUUCUUGUCAAAACUUGGUCUAUGUGCUAAAUAUGAAGCUACAGCUAGGAGGCUGUUAGCCUAGCUUAGCAAGACUGGGAACAUAUCUCAUUUGUUUAAUUUGUACCAAAAAUAAUUAUAGUCUAUGUGGUUUUAUGUGGAGGGGCAGCAUUUAGCACUGUUGUCUCCGGUUUGAGCCUCACAGCCGACCAGGGCCUAUCUGUGUAAAGUUUGCAUGUGCCUGUGGGGGUUCUCUAGCUUCCUCCCACAGUCCUAAGACAUGCAGCUUAGGUUGACUGGUGACUCUAAACAGCCCUUCAGUG